This is a messenger RNA of Liolophura sinensis, 1991 nucleotides long. RefSeq names its product retinol dehydrogenase 7-like. Lineage: Eukaryota; Metazoa; Mollusca; Polyplacophora; Chitonida; Chitonidae. The record is from RefSeq and is a predicted model, not a curated record. Gene Ontology annotation, molecular function: oxidoreductase activity. Gene Ontology annotation, biological process: steroid metabolic process. Gene Ontology annotation, cellular component: intracellular membrane-bounded organelle. The transcript has 5 exons. Bases 154 to 1128 code for a protein of 324 amino acids.
CUUGGAAUAGUGUUGGCAGAUGUCAGAGUUGCAUGUUAAUGUGCAUGUAACUAGUAUGGUAAACGACGGUGUGAAGUAUAAGUGGGUCAACCCUUGGCGGCGGAGUUACUGACUGCUCAACCAUGUCUCAGCCAUGUACAGGAGCGCAGCAUCAUGGAGAUGAUAAUACUAAUGAUCGUGAUUGUCAUUGUAUGCAUUCUAGUCUACUCAUACAGACGCCGACAAAAAAUCUCUGACUUUCCCAACCGACAUGUUUUUGUUACCGGAUGUGACUCUGGAUUCGGUAACCUUCUCGCGAUUCGACUGGAUGAAAUGGGAUUUCACGUGUACGCGGGAUGUCUGACGAAAAACGGAGAAGAAGAUCUCCGGAAGAAAACGUCUAGCCGACUGGUUACCGUUCCACUUGAUAUAUCCAAUGAGAAGAGUAUAGAAGAAGCCCUCAAACUUGUUCGUGAGCGUCUGCCAACGGGAAAAGGGUUGUGGGGACUGGUGAACAACGCUGGCAUCCUGGACAGUAUUGGCAUGGCUGAAUGGCUUAGGAAGGAAGAUUACAAGAGGACACUGGAGGUGAAUUUUUUCGGCACUGUAGAGAUGACCCGGAUGUUCUUGCCGCUGAUCCGCCAGGCAAGAGGGCGGGUCAUCAACAUGUCCAGUAUCGUAGCAUCUGUUCCUUUCCCCCUUGUACUGCCCUAUUGCAUCUCCAAACACGCUGUGGAGGUUUUUUCAGAUGUUCUAAGAGUCGAAACUCAGUUGUACGGUGUCACAGUACAUUUGAUAAAGCCGGAUGGGUUCAGUACCAACAUGAACAAUAAGAAUUGGCAGACAGAUUUACUUGAAGUAGUGUUCAACCGAGCGGACGAGGACGUGAAGGCGCUGUAUGGGGACGACUAUCCUGCAAGAUUGUUGGAGGCGUUUAGUAGACCAGGUGUCUCUGACAAGAUCUAUCUAGUGGUGGAUGCGUAUGUAGAUGCCUUAGUGUCAAUGUACCCCCGGGACCGAUACCUGGUCGGAUCGAUAGGGACCAUCGUCCGGAGGAUUUUACCUUGGGCAAUGCCUACAUGGCUUCAGAAGUAUUAUGUCUCUGGAUUUCUACCCAAGCUAGCUGCGCACAGGAGAUCGGAUCACUGACAAUGUACCGCGCAGUUCAUUUCGGGGAAUGCUUCAAUCUCCUGUGUAUCGAUUUUACGAUUUAGACAGGUGGUGUAAAUACGAAAUAACGUACCUGGUGCUGGUGCAUUGUGUUGAUUUACCGUCGAGUUAAGUACGCUAAAAAAAAAAAAAAUUUUUUUAAAUAAAUUUAACUUUAAAUUUAACAGAAAGUCUGUUGUGUGUUACGUUAGAAUGUAUUCUGUAUUGUGUUACCUUAUCGUCGAGUUACGUGCACUAACAUGAUAUUUUGUUGAAUAUGACACCGUUGAUGAAGGAAUACAUUAUUCUAGCACCACUACAGCUUUACAUAUAUUUCUUUGAGUGUACACUCAUCUCUUUAGCUGUAACUUUAUUUUUUGUUGCUGAAUAUUUGCGUGAUGUUUUUUUUUCCUUGGCGAUAUAGACAUUUUAUGCUACAGGCUGUUUAGAGACACGCCUGCUUAAUCAGUCCGUCUUGCUAAAGUGCAACUCCUAAAGGAGAAGAAAACAGAAAAAUGAUGCCAAAACAAAUGAAAGAGCAUGCAAACUUAUUGGCAAAUAUCGUCCUAUCUAAUUUCAUAAAGUGUGAAGAGUUAAUGUGGCUUUCAAUAUUGUUUCUUGCUUUUUUUUUUCUUUCAGGAGGAAGGAGUAUUAGAAAAGUUUUGGUAUGGUGGGUAUUUGGGACCAUCUCUUGGUGUGUAUCGUUUUUGCAUAAUAAUGUUCUAAAUAACGAUAUGAUGCAUAUCUACUUAUAUUAUUUGGAUAUGAAUUUGUUGUUUAUAUUCUAACACAUGCAUUUAAGAUUAUUAUGAUAAUUAUGAUAAUAAAUAUGAAUAUAUUAAAAGUAUAAAUAUAAGCAAAAU